CUCCUCAAAAUUCUCCAACCUUUGCUUCUUCUUCCAUCUUUCUUCAACCUCUUUCCUUCUUCUUCAACGUGGACGUGUGUCUGCAAUAAACAUAUAUAUUCCUCCAUCGAUCUCCUUUUCCUCAGAACGUUUACUGCUUUGUUAAACUUUCAAGAAUUUCCUCAUCUUUAUCGUUCUUGGUUAGACAUACAAAUACAGAUAUGCUGGAAGAAGUAGGUGUAGUUGUGAACCAAGGAGGAGAUCAUGAGGCGGUAGAUUUGCCUCCGGGGUUUCGGUUUCAUCCAACUGAUGAAGAGAUCAUAACUCAUUACCUUAAAGAGAAAGUCUUCAACGUCCAGUUCACCGCGGCUGCAAUUGGUCAAGUCGACCUUAACAAGAACGAGCCUUGGGAUCUACCAAAAAUUGCAAAGAUGGGGGAGAAGGAGUUUUACUUCUUUUGCCAGAGGGAUAGGAAGUACCCAACCGGCAUGAGGACGAACCGUGCAACCCUGUCCGGUUACUGGAAGGCGACCGGGAAGGACAAGGAGAUCUUUAGAGGCAAAGGUUGUAUUGUUGGGAUGAAGAAAACACUUGUGUUCUAUAGAGGAAGAGCUCCAAAAGGUGAAAAGACCAAUUGGGUAAUGCAUGAGUAUCGUCUUGAUGGCAAAUAUUCUUAUCAGAAUCUCCCUAGAUCCGCAAGGGAUGAAUGGGUGGUGUGUAGGGUUUUCCACAAGAACGCUCCUCCUAUUAAUACUACUACAACUACUUCUAAUCAACUCAUAGGGAGUGAAUCUCUUGACAACAUUGAUCAUCUCUUAGACUUCUCAGCUCUCCCGCCUCUCAUCGAUCCAGGUUUCUUGGUUCAACCCGGUCCAAGCUUCUCAGUUGCCGGCCAGCAAAACAACCUCAACCCCAUCCUCCAUCACUCUACAACCGUAGCGAUCAAUAGCACAUACUUCCCUGCCAAAACCGUCAACUACACUUACCACUCGGACCCAAAUUGCGGAUCCGGUUUCGGUUACGGGACGGGUUCAGGUAAUAAUAACAACGGUAUCAAGUUCGAGCAUUCUCUUAUGAGUGUGUCUCAAGAAACCGGUUUAAGUUCCGACAUGAACACAACCACUUCACCAGAGAUAUGUAACGAGAUGUCGAAUGAUGAUGACGACUUGGGGAUCUUUUGGGACGACUACAAACUAAUUUGAAGGUUAUUAUCAUUUGUGAAUCUGUGAGAGUGCCAUUGAUUACUUUGUUAGUGAUUUUAAUCAUGUAAUUAAUUUGUGUAUGAGUUAUUCUUGGGUUCACCCCCUAGGGUGAACCUCAAGGUUCACCAACCAAUAGUAUUUGAGUAUAUGAUAUUUGACAUCUUUUAAAAAAGGAAAAAAAUUAAUUUCUAAACUAUAUUGUAUUUUAAAAAUAAAAAAUAUAUAUACAUAAAAAAUAGUAAUAGUUACAAAAAUAAAUAAAUUAAUAUUAUUAAGCUUUUAGUAAAAUAUUAAACCCUAUACCCUAAAUCCUAAACC
Raphanus sativus (radish) is the source of this 1499-nucleotide messenger RNA. RefSeq names its product NAC domain-containing protein 46. The coding region runs from base 201 to 1181 and encodes 326 amino acids. Gene Ontology annotation, biological process: regulation of DNA-templated transcription. Gene Ontology annotation, molecular function: DNA binding. The record is from RefSeq and is a predicted model, not a curated record. NCBI's taxonomy places the organism in Eukaryota, Viridiplantae, Streptophyta, Magnoliopsida, Brassicales, Brassicaceae. The transcript has 3 exons.